GACAGCUGUCAAAUUAAAAUUAACCUCACAAUAUUUUGUAAACAAAACUUUAUCUUGCAAAAUCAAAAAUAAUUUAGCUGAAAACUCUAAAUUAAAAUGGAGUUUCCAACUCUCGGAGAGCAUUGUCAAGAAGAAGGCUGCAACCAAACCGACUUCCUGCCGCUGCAGUGCAAAUGCGGGAAGGUUUUCUGUCGAGUCCAUUUCAACGAUCACUGUACGUCGGAAACCUGCGACCAAGCCCCGAAGCCGAAGGAGAUCAAGUUCAAAACAGAUGACCAGAUAUUCAAGUGCCAUGACAAAACGUGUAGGAAGGGAAACCUUCAUGAAAUGCUGUGCCCAAAGUGUAAACUACACUUCUGCAUCGAACAUAGGUUUCAUGAAUCCUGUCCAGAGAUAGAUGAUGAAACAAUGGCUGCCAAGAUUGAACAAUUGGAAGCUCCGAGAAGACAGUUCCAGGAGGCCAACAAACAUUUGCAAGAGAAGAUUACUGAAAACAUAAGAAAAGCUCUGCAAUCAUCAGCAAAAGUGAAAACAGCCUCGAAAAUCCACCUCAUGAGGAUCAAGCAAAAAGCUGUCGGUCCCAAGACUGUGCCACCUGGAGAUAGGGUAUACUUUUCUAUAACUAAGCCUAUAAACAAAGAUGCUAAACCAAUCAGCAUCAUCCAAGAUGUAGAAAAGAUUCAGUACAUUGAAUCAAUAACUCUAGAACCAGAUUUGAAAGACUGUAUUCCUGUAUUUAUAUCUUCAAAAUGGAGUCUUGGUCGAGCCAUGGACAGUAUUUGCGAAUCUUGCAAUAUUAAGAAUGAAAACAAUAAAAUGGAUGGGCCUAAGCUGAGAUUGUUUCGUAAAUUGGAUGGCUACUGUGUAGGUCCCGUACGGAUGGAUGCUGAAAUCAGUGAUUUGAUGAAACUAGAUGUUUUAGUGGAAGGAGACAAAUUAGUUAUUGAAUAUGUUGAUAGCAAUAUGUUUAGCGAUAUGACUGAAACUUCACAGGUAUUUUUAAAACCUACAGACUCAUGACUGCAAGGCUGUUUUAGAAAUCAAACACAGUAAUAAAAUAAAUCAAUUAAUUUAUUGA
Plutella xylostella (diamondback moth) is the source of this 1078-nucleotide messenger RNA. Its product is annotated as AN1-type zinc finger protein 1. NCBI's taxonomy places the organism in Eukaryota, Metazoa, Arthropoda, Insecta, Lepidoptera, Plutellidae. The record is from RefSeq and is a predicted model, not a curated record. Gene Ontology annotation, cellular component: cytoplasm.